This is a messenger RNA of Lactuca sativa (garden lettuce), 719 nucleotides long. RefSeq lists its product as uncharacterized. The record is from RefSeq and is a predicted model, not a curated record. Lineage: Eukaryota; Viridiplantae; Streptophyta; Magnoliopsida; Asterales; Asteraceae.
GGCCUACGAAAACCUAAUUGGGCCAGGGGAAACAAAAUUUUAUUUAACAAAUUUAUUUAAAAAAAAAGAGUGAUAUUAAUAUCUUUACGUGUAGAGAAGUCCGAUUAGCAGGCUAAGAAUCAAGGGGGGCUUCAUCAACAUCACUACAUUCUAGGGCGAAAACAGCAGAGAAAUCGAGAAAGCAAGAUGGCAGGGUUACAGAGAUCAGCAGUCUCAUUCAGAAGGCAAGGAUCAUCAGGUCUGAUCUGGGACGAUAGAUUCUUAUCAGGCGAACUGAACCGGUUUCCGGAAGGCAAACCGCCUGCAUCUUCCGACGCCGAUCAGGUUCCGACGACUGGAAAUGAUCAGUCAAAAUUUUCGAAAACCACAAUUCAAUCCAUCAACACCGUUCGCCGGAAUCGAUCUAAUAACGGCGGUGAACGAGCGUCCACGGCGACGGAGCCGUCUUCACCGAGGAUUCCGGUGUGUGGAUUUUGCAGCGCUUUUGGUAAGUCUAACAAAACCCAUACACGAACCGUCUCCCGUAAGCGUAGCUUUGCUUGAUUGCUUAUGCGAUCGAUGUCUUCCGUCGCCGCCGCAUGAGGCCGACGAUUUGGAAGUAAUCUUUAGAAAACUGUAAAAAAUCGGUUGUUUUCGUGAACAUCACGAAUUGCUUUGAUCGUUGUGUUACGUGAAUUCAAUUGAUAAUAACGAGGCGUAAGUUUGUAAGAUUUUGUUUA